Spodoptera litura is the source of this 2406-nucleotide messenger RNA. RefSeq names its product fatty-acid amide hydrolase 2-B. The record is from RefSeq and is a predicted model, not a curated record. Gene Ontology annotation, cellular component: endomembrane system. Lineage: Eukaryota; Metazoa; Arthropoda; Insecta; Lepidoptera; Noctuidae.
CAGAGCGAGACGGCUGUACUGACGCAGAUACAAGCUGAUGUGUCCUCGGUUUAUAUCGCUCAUUCAAUGAGUUGAACAGUUCGUUUGUAUAUGAGCGACACAGGCGUUGUCGCUGCUCGGUUGCCGUCAAAACUUCUAACAUUGUUUUCAAAUAAAGUGUGCAUAGUGUUACAAAGACUGUUUCUACGCGCAAAAUUUAUAAAUAGCAGUGAUAUUAACACGAUCAUGUGUAACGCGGAGGUAGUUAAACCUUUACCACUAUCCCUGAGAGUGGUUCAUGUGCUGAGAUUGAUAUUUGCAAGUAUCGGGAAGUUUGUCUUAAGUUUAUACUAUGGAAACGAAGGAGAAAAGAUUCCACCGAUAUACGAUGAUAUCCUGAAACAACCGGCUAUUAUAGUUGCGAAGAAAAUCCGGAAUAAAGAGAUCACGAGCGUGGAAGUGGUAGAGGCAUGUAUACGGCGGAUUAAAGAUGUUAAUUCUGCCCUAAACUUCUUCGUCGAAGAUCGAUUCGAAGCGGCUUUGAAGGAAGCACGCGAGGCCGAUGAACUCGUCCGAAGCGGUUCGAUGUCGGCCGCACAGUUGGAACAAGAGAAACCCUUCCUCGGCGUUCCAUUUACAACCAAAGACUGUAUAGGUGUCAAAGGAUUGCACCAAACAGCCGGUGUGGUACUUCGCAAGGAUGUUAUCGCUGAUAAGGACUGCGAUGUUAUCAUGCUGUUAAGACAGAAUGGUGCCAUCAUCUUAGGACUCACGAAUGUCCCUGAAUUGUGCAUGUGGUGGGAGACUCAUAAUCACAUCCAUGGCAGAACCAACAAUGCUUACAACACUACAAGGAUGGUUGGUGGUUCAUCUGGCGGAGAGGGGUGUUGCCAGUCUGCUGCUGGAAGCGUCUUCGGUAUAGGUUCCGACAUCGGUGGUUCGAUACGCAUGCCAGCCUACUUCAACGGAAUUUUUGGUCACAAGCCGUCGCGAAACAUUGUCUCGAACGAAGGACAGUAUCCCGUUCCGGAGUCUGAUUUACUGAAUUCAUUUUUGGGCAUUGGUCCAAUGACCAGAUAUGCGGUGGACUUGAAGCCUAUCAUGAAAGUUAUAGCAGGACACAACGCUAAGAAACUCAACUUAGAUGAACCUGUCGAUAUUAAGAAACUCAGGUAUUUCUAUCAGUUUAGUACAAAUGGUCCUUUGGUGGACGCUGUUGAUCCAGAAAUUAUAGCCGCCAUGAAAAAGGUCACAGAAUUCUUGAAGAAACAAUAUAAAAUAGAGGCGCAGGAGAAGAAAAUACCACUUAUGCGCAAGGCAAUGGCCAUUUGGUUCGCAAAUAUGAAGAGUAAGAAAAGGUUUGGUGAAUUUAUUAUGCCCAACGACAGUGUAGGCAGCAUAUUGUUCGAAAUGGUGAAAAAUGCAUUUGGACUAUCUGGUAACACAUUCAUUGGUCUUUUCACGUCACUGUUCGAUUAUGGAGGUGCUGAGGUCGGAAGCGAAAGAUACAAGCAUUAUCUCAAACUUCGCGACGAUUUAGAGAUGAUAUUUGUAAACAUGCUGGGUGAUGACGGCGUGUUCUUCUUCCCCACUCAUCCGACAACGGCACCGUACCACAAUGAACCGCUCGUCCGACCCUUCAACUUCUCUUACACUGCCAUCAUUAACUGCUUAGGACUACCAUCAACAACAGUGCCUCUAGGUUUAAGCAGGGAAGGUUUACCAAUUGGUAUCCAAGUGAUAGCCAAUCACAACCAAGACAGAUUAUGUUUCGCCGUAGCUGAAGAAUUAAAUCAAGCAUUUGGAGGAUGGGUGGAACCCCAAAAAUCAUAAAUAAUAUUAUUUGUAUAACAUUACAAUGCUAUCAAAGUGCAUGUCACAAUAUUUUUUUUAUAUUUAACAAAUUUAUAUAUUGCCUUAAAUGUUAUUUGUAGUGAGAUUUAAUUUAUAAUGAUAUUUUAUGAAUAAUCUUGUUUAUGCGAGAUAUUUUUAGAUGUGUGUUGGCAUUGAGAUACGAACUGGCUAUGAAUGGUACAAGGAUUUUUACUAGUGAUGACUGUUCUCCCUUUUCAUAGAAAUGAGUACCUAUACUUAUUACGAAUCAUAGUUUCUUUUCGAUAAUCAUUUUAUUUUUGUAAUACCUACCUACAAGUAAAAUUAUCUCAUUUAAGUAAAAUAUGAAGUUAAUCGUAAGGUCUCGUUAGUUACUACUUAUCUAAUUUUUUUACGAGAAGGCAAACAAAUGUUAAUAUUUUUAAAGCAUUUUCUAAGUUAGGUAAGUAGUACUUAUUUGUAUGAAAUGAGUAACAAGAUGAUCUAUUAUUAUUAUUAUGUAUUAGAUAGAUUGUAUCGGAGUACUGGGAAAUGUCUGUUUAACCUAUUCAAUAGGAAAAGCGAAAUGUAAUAAAUUUAUUUUUCAAAAAUUUA